Messenger RNA from Leptosomus discolor (cuckoo roller), 603 nucleotides. Lineage: Eukaryota; Metazoa; Chordata; Aves; Leptosomiformes; Leptosomidae. The record is from RefSeq and is a predicted model, not a curated record.
AUGGAGUUGGGUGCUGUGCUAGACGAACGCACAGGAAAGGUGUUGGUUGUACAGGACAGAAACAGGACUAUAAAUGCGUGGAAGUUUCCAGGAGGUCUGUCCGAUCCAGGCGAAGACAUCGGAGACACAGCAGUUCGAGAGGUUUUUGAAGAGACUGGCAUCAAGUCAGAGUUCAAGUCCAUCCUAAGCAUAAGACAGCAACACAGGCACCCCGGAGCCUUCGAGAAGUCCGACAUGUACGUCAUCUGCCGCCUGGAGCCCUCCUCCUUCCACAUCAGCUUCUGCCAGCAGGAGUGCCUGAGGUGUGAGUGGAUGGACCUCGAUCAGCUGGCUAAGACGAAACACGCUACCCCCAUCACCAGCCACGUAGCUAAACUCUUACUUUACGGAUACCGGGAAGGGUUUGAGAAGAUCGAUAUAACCAUGAGAGAGUUUCCGGCUGUCUACGCAGGCCUGUUCUACAAACUGUACCACAGGGAGCUGCCCGAGUCCUAUAGAAACAUGACGUGAUAGCAAUACAUUUCACAUUUCGUUAUAUUAAUAAUUUAUCGUUAUUACUGUAGUGUUAUAUAGACCAUUAAAAUUAUCCAUGGACUUCUUUUU